This is a messenger RNA of Solea solea (common sole), 1938 nucleotides long. Its product is annotated as ubiquinol-cytochrome-c reductase complex assembly factor 5. The transcript is spliced from 3 exons. The record is from RefSeq and is a predicted model, not a curated record. The coding region runs from base 40 to 411 and encodes 123 amino acids. Lineage: Eukaryota; Metazoa; Chordata; Actinopteri; Pleuronectiformes; Soleidae.
UUCGCUUCUGCUUUCUUGCUCUCACCGCCCGUUUGCUUUAUGCCACGGAACCAAACGAGCACGCCCGGCACGUCAGUCCCUCUCGUAACAUUGGUAAAGGACACGUUGGGGACCCACGCUGUUCUCACUGCCCUUGUGUAUGUUUUUCGGUGUCAUUUAGCGAGGAUGUUUCGACGCAGUCAAAACAUUCGAUAUUUCCUGAGCCUUGUCCCGGGUAAACGUACACUAGGGACGUACAGGUUUCUCCCCAUCUUCUUUUGCAUCGGAGGAGUCAUGGAGUGGAUCAUGAUCAACGUGAGGAUCGGAAAAGAGACUUUCUAUGACGUGUACCGGAGGAAACAAUCGGAACGGGAGUACCAGCGCAGGAUAGCAGAUGGACCCGUCGUUCUGGACGAGCCUGCAGCCAAGUGAACAGCUGUCCCAUCUGAUGUGGACUCAACAUGUGUCGACGAAGGACAAAUCAUAGACUCUCGCCUAAUCUAAAAAACAUGCCACUGGUUCAACAACAACAACAUUAGCACAGUAAUCAGCACGCAGUGAUGACGGAGAACUCUCUUCCAACAUGCAGUUAACACAGAACAUCCAGCCCUAGGUUUACGUCUGUCUAACGGAUGCUUGAGUGAUCUCUCAGUUGUACCAUCCGACAGGAAGAGUCUGCAGACACACAAAGCUGUUGGGGUGCUGCGACAGCUUCACCGGGUUCCCGUCCAGCCUCACCUGGUCCAUGUUGCUCCGGAUGUAGUAACUGGUGUUACCUUUGCAGAACGUCUCAUCUGUUAUUGUGGAGAUCUUGUUGUUCUGCGGGGGUUAAGGACACAAAGUUGGAUGGUCACAUAACUGCUACUGGCUCCCUCCACAGGCAGUAAAAAAAACCUAAUCGCUUCUACAGAGCAUCUCUGUCGGGACACCAGUGAUUUACAGUUGAACUUACAUGCAGGUGCACGACGUGCAGAGACUCUGGGAGGUGUGGCACUCCUGUCAGUUCAUUGUUUCCCAGGUAAAGAUAAGCCAGUCUGGUGAGUUUCUGCAACAACAACAAAAAGGUGCCACUGUCCUCAAACACACAUCCACCGCACAGAAUUCAGCAUAGAAUGAGUAAACAAAAAAGCACUUACUUUGAAAGCGUUUGCCUUUACACCCUGCGUUUUAAGCCUGUUGAAAUUGGCAUUGAAUGUGACCAGACCGUUGGGAAGCAUUGGGAGUUUGGUCAGUCUGUUAUCCGCGAGGGUGAGCUCCUCCAGAUUAGGAAGUCUGGAAAAGGCGCCGUCUUCUAUCUCGGUGAUGAGAUUCCCAGUUAGGUCGAUUCUCCUUAAUGUGGCUGGAAAAAGUAAAAAAAAAAGGAAAAAGGAGAGCGUUUGCAAGAGGCACAGAGUUUUAUUUAACAUGUGGACAACUUUUAUUUACCCAUAUCUGCAAAGUCUUUAUUGCGUAUUCUUGUGAUUUUGUUGAAGCGAGCGUAGAGGUACGCCGUUUCCUUUGGCAGCGCUGGAACUGAUGACAUUUCAGGGGAAACCUCCUCACAAUAAACUGAUCCAGUCAGGCAAACGCACAGGAGACAUGUGGGUAACUCUGGAAAACAAAUCACUCUUGAUUUUACUUUUCUUUUCCCUUUUUUUCCCUUUUUUUCAAGCGCUUGCGGUACUUCUGAAUCAAUUGGUCACGGCAGUGUGGCUGGAGACACUUGAUCGGCCCUGAGUUAUUACAUAAUACGGACUGUAAGUACAUUCACAAAAAUGUGGAAGGAUGCCCUGACAACUGUUGCAUAAUCUGCUUUGAACCACUAUUAAACUUUUAAAAGGAACCUUACCGGCGGUUGCUGGAGAUGCCGAGUCAGAGUCUUUGUCUUGUUGGAAGCCAUAGUCCGCAAGGUUUACAAUGUCUCUCUGCAAAUAAAGGAAAUACAUAAAAUCUUCAAUAAAAAUCCUCAUCAACACUGUU